AGAAGUUAAAAAAGUACUCUGGCGUCUAGACACUGGAAUUAUAAUAAUUAUAUUAUUAUAUACAUUUAUCAUAUAGAAUCUAGAUCUAGAUCUAGAUCUAGUCAACAAAUAUGGCUUCCAUGGAUCAGAUUGAUGCAGGAGGUAACAUUAAUAGCAGAGUUGAACAGGACAAGCUUAAACUUCAAGACAAAGCAGGUCAUUCAUUGCCAAACUUGACUGAAAAAGAAUUUCGUUCUGAUGUAUACAAAAUGAAUUAUCCUAAAAGAGGCGUGGCAGUUAUUAUUAACAACAGAAGUUUUAACUCAAGGACAAAUAUGGGUGAGAGAGCAGGAACAGAUGUGGAUGCAGAGAGCAUGCACAGACUACUAAACAUAUUAGGUUUUGAGAUCAUACAACGUAAUAAUUUGACUGCGGAAGAAAUGCGUCUAAUACUGCAAACUGUGGCUGCGCAGGAUCACACUGACAACAGCUGUUUUGUCUGUAUUAUUCUCACCCAUGGAGAUGAAGGUUAUGUUUUUGGGACAGACAGAGAGGUGCUUUUUGAUGAUUUAGUUGCUCCAUUCAAGGGCAAUAAAUGCAAGUCUCUUGCUUCCAAACCAAAAAUUUUCUUAGUUCAGGCUUGCAAAGAACCAGAAUUUCAAGAAGAGGCUGAUACUGGAAUGGAAGUGGAAUCAGAAGGUGAAACAAUUGUUCAAAAGAUUCCAACUGAAGCAGAUUUCCUUGUUGUGUACUCAAUUGUUCCAGGAAGUUUGUCUUGGAGAAAUAAAGGAAAUGGGUCUUGGUUCAUUCAAGCAAUCGCUGAAAUAUUUGAAAAGAAUUACCAAACUCUGGACGUCAUGACUAUGAUGACUAGAGUAAUCAAAAAAGUGGCGAAAGAUUUUGAACAAAAUGCAAAAACUCUAUUUUUGGAAAGGAAAAGACAAAUACCUUGCAUAACAUCUAUGCUCACCAAGGAUGUCUAUUUUAAAAGUUAAAUUUGAAUGAUGCCUUUUAUUUCAUUCAAAAAUUUGUAAUUUUGUAAGAAGAAAUUAAAAGUUGGUGCAGCAGUUGUCCAUUGAACUUUACAAAAUGCAGCUAUAACUCAGGUUACUGAUGAGCAUUAUUGUAUUAACCAAUAGCAUGCAUUAGGUAGCUUUUUAAUUUGCUCAGUUGACAAUUUCUAAGAAAGCAGUUUUGAAAAUGGCGUUAUUUUACAUUGAUAUGGAUGCAAUUCCACCACAUAUGAUUCUAUAUAUAUCAUUAUUAAUUAUAUAUUUCAUUAUUUGGCUUUACUGUACUUACAUAGCUUCAUUAGGUAAUGAAGCAGAUAUGCCAUUGUAUAAUAAACUACAAAGACUAUGUGUGCAUUGAGAAAUAAAUAAAUAGAUCUUCAUUUAACCUGGUCCAGUUUUCUUACCAUUUGAUUAAAACUAACAAAAAGAUUUUUUUAUCCAUUGUAUUACAAAUUCAUAUCAAUCAUUAAAUUUAUCAAAGACUUUCCAAAAUAUAUUUUGUUU
Physella acuta is the source of this 1496-nucleotide messenger RNA. RefSeq names its product caspase-3. Gene Ontology annotation, molecular function: cysteine-type endopeptidase activity. Gene Ontology annotation, biological process: positive regulation of neuron apoptotic process; apoptotic process; proteolysis. The record is from RefSeq and is a predicted model, not a curated record. Gene Ontology annotation, cellular component: cytoplasm. Lineage: Eukaryota; Metazoa; Mollusca; Gastropoda; Physidae.